AUGGGUUGGUGGCUUAACAGCGGCGUUUGGACGAUGUCCAUGAUCAUCAUCAUCAUUUCUUCUGUUCAAGCUGACAGUCCCUACCGGUUUCUCGACUGGAGGGUCACAUACGGCAACAUUUAUCCACUUGGCAUUCCUCAAAGGGGAAUCCUAAUAAAUGGACAAUUUCCUGGACCGGAGAUUUACUCAGUCACAAAUGACAAUUUGAUCAUCAAUGUUCACAACGAUCUCGAUGAGCCAUUUCUCUUGUCUUGGAACGGAGUGCAACUGAGGAAGAAUUCAUACCAAGAUGGAGUGUAUGGGACGACUUGUCCAAUCCCACCGGGCAAGAAUUACACUUAUGCCAUCCAAGUCAAAGACCAGAUCGGUAGUUUCUUCUACUUCCCUUCCCUCUCCCUUCACAAAGCCUCCGGUGGUUUUGGCGGCCUCCGUAUCCUCAGCCGCCCUCUCAUCCCCGUCCCUUUCCCUGAACCCGCCGGAGAUUUCACCUUCCUCAUCGGCGAUUGGUACUCUCGCCAUGACCACAAGACUUUGAAAGCGUUUCUGGACAGAGGACACAAGCUACCUUUGCCUGAUGCGAUUUUGAUCAAUGGCCGUGGAGUCAGCUUUUCUUCUUCUCUCACCGUUCAAAAAGGUAAAACGUACAGAUUGAGGAUAUCGAACGUGGGGCUUCAACACUCGCUGAAUUUCAAGAUAAAAGGCCAUCAUAUGAAGCUGGUGGAGGUGGAGGGAACCCACACGGUCCAGUCCAUGUACUCCUCACUCGACAUUCACGUUGGUCAGUCUUACUCUGUCCUCGUCACCAUGGACCAGCCUGAGAAUGACUAUCCCAUUAUCGUCUCCACAAGAUUUGCCGCCAGAGAACUCGUGGUCGGAGCCGCACUCCACUACUCCAACUCAAGGCAGAGCCUCUCCUCUGCUUCUACUGUUGAACACCAACACCAACACCCUGGCGAUGAAGUUGACUGGUCAAUCAAACAAGCCCGCUCCAUUAGGAGCAACCUGACAGCGUCCGGGCCAAGGCCCAAUCCUCAGGGAUCGUACCAUUAUGGUCAGAUCAACAUCUCUAAGACUUUAGUACUGGAGAGCUCAGCGGGACUUGUGAGGAGGAAGCAACGUUACGCCAUAAACGGCGUGUCGUUCGUGCAGGCGGACACUCCGCUGAAGCUGGCGGAUUACUUUAAGAUCGGAGGCGUUUUCAAAGUGGGAAGCAUCCCUGAAAAGCCGACAAGAGGAAGACGAGGGAUUAGGCUGGACACGGCAGUCAUGGGAGCUCACCACAGGGACUUCCUUGAGAUCGUCUUUCAGAACCGCGAGAAGAUCCUCCAGAGUUACCACCUCGAUGGAUACAGCUUCUGGGUUGUCGGGAUAAAUAGAGGAACAUGGUCAGUGGCAAGCAGACGAGAGUAUAACCUCAGGGAUGCUGUUUCUCGCUCCACUACUCAGGUUUAUCCAGAAUCUUGGACAGCCGUAUAUGUGGCAUUGGACAAUGUGGGCAUGUGGAAUCUAAGAAGUGAGUUCUGGGCCAGGCAAUACUUGGGCCAACAAUUUUAUCUCCGAGUUUACUCUCCGGUUCCUUCUCUCCGAGAUGAAUAUCUUUUGCCCAACAAUGUUUUCUUGUGUGGUCGCGCCUCCAACAGACACAUUACUCCUUGA
Microthlaspi erraticum is the source of this 1656-nucleotide messenger RNA. NCBI's taxonomy places the organism in Eukaryota, Viridiplantae, Streptophyta, Magnoliopsida, Brassicales, Brassicaceae. The record is from the annotation of a GenBank genome assembly.